GAAAUUCAAAAAAUAUACUUAGUAGAAGAGAUCAGAGAAUUCAAAAAAAUUAUGGAAUAUUCUAAAAUAAUAAGGAAAUCUUAAAACAUUCUCCGAAAGGGGAAAAUGCGUUAAAAAUCCGCCUACAUUUUGUAUGGGCACUUAUUUGAAAUUCAUUUUUCGAGUAUUUUAAAAACAUAGUAAACUCCAGGAAUAAAGUUUAUCUUUAUAUUGGAUAAAACCGCUGCAGUUCAUUUAUCUGAAGGAAGAUAAAAUUUACCUAACGAAAAUAUUUGUUUGACACAUGAAAUAUGUCAAGCGUCUGCUUCUAGUUUCACCGCAAAAUGUCCUCCAUAAAUUUGAAAAUCUUUGCGCUAUUCAUUUUUUAAAUCGUCUCACUUUAUUUAAAUAAUUUUAAACAAAAAAAUAAUUCACCUACUCUUACAGACUAAAUAGGCUGAACUUUAAUUACUUUAUACUAAACAGUGUUUGUUUACAAUUUUUGAAGUCUUUAUCAGAAUCAACAGAAGCUACAUGUUUGUUCAACAAAGGUAAAGGACGAACUUGGCUGAGUGUUCAAUAUGAAGUAUAAACUAACCAAAGUGCAUAAGUACCACGAGGAUUUUCAAAUUUAUGGAGGAAAUUUUUUCGUUGAACAUAGAUGCAUCCGUUUGACAUGUCACAUAUGUUAAAUAAAUUUGAUCUUUCGUCAGAUAAACAUGCUGCAGCAUUUUUAUCAAAUUUCAAGAUAAAAUUUAUUUCUGGGGUUUAUUGUGAAGCAAAAUCUCGUCUUUUUUAAAUUGGAAAUCAAGUACACAAUGACAAUUAAGGGCCGCAUUGGGCAUCAGAAAUGAACGAUGAAUGGAGCGCAAAUCGGGAAUCCGAGUCACGUCUACGUUUACUUCCACCUGGAACGACUUCGACCACCGGCCUAUACACCAUCCACAACUAAACAUCAACCACCAGGCAAUUCGUAUGCAUCCUACUCCACCACGAACCGAUUUUCCUGGCAUGUAUCAUCGAAAACUGGGCAUCCUGCAGUUCAAAAAGCAUCUAGCGAAUCUACUCCCAAUGGCCAAUAUUCCCGGACCGGGUCAAUAUUUCACCAACGUUCGACGUUCCCGAGUUUUAUGUUUGCCGUUAUUCGUUCGUGGAUUUCGCAUCAAGUAACGUCAAUUUUUGACGCCGCUGUCUGUUAUGGAUACACUUAUGGGUUUGAAAUUCAGGCCAAUUCCAUUAGGAGAAAUUUCUUAUACAUGGACGCGAAUAUCGGAUGUACUUUCGGAAGAUCUACUACAAAAGUUGCUACUCGUGGUUGAGAUUUCUUUAAUACUAUAUAGAGUUAAAGUAGCAGGUAAAGGAAUUCUUUAGAUGUUUUAUUUCACUUUUGAUAUCCGACUUUUUAGAUUCUCAUCCUUAUGAGAAGGUAUUGCUUAUAUGUAAAAUUUCACUUUGUCGGUUUUCAUAAAAUCUUCACUUUUUGUGACCGCCAGAGUCAGAA
This is a messenger RNA of Belonocnema kinseyi, 1480 nucleotides long. RefSeq lists its product as uncharacterized. Bases 837 to 1298 code for a protein of 153 amino acids. NCBI's taxonomy places the organism in Eukaryota, Metazoa, Arthropoda, Insecta, Hymenoptera, Cynipidae. The transcript is spliced from 2 exons. The record is from RefSeq and is a predicted model, not a curated record.